GGGGCACGUCGGACGCGUGACGUGGUUCGACGGAGGAGCACGGCGUGGUGCGUGACUCGGAUGCCCGGCGGCCGUGGGCCGUGGGCCGCACAAGGAGAACCGAGGUAGCCAGGCCCGGUCCGAUCGAUGGUGUAGAUCGGCGCUCAGUGCGUUCGAAAAAAAAACAUCUACUCCUCCUGCAUUUUCUCCGACUCGCUGCCGCGGGCGAGUCCGGCCGCCGGCGAUGCGGGGCCCGCACAGCCGCCCCCAGUGCACGCCGGCCCACCAGGCGGGCGCCCUCCUCCUGGUCGCCGUCACCUCCCUCCUCACCCGCCUCCUCUCGGCCCCUGCCCCUCCCCCGCCCUUCCCCACCCCCGGCCCGCGGCUCCCCGCCGCGGCCGACCACCUCCGCGUCUACGUCUACGCCGAGGACGAGGUCGACGGCCUGCGCGUGCUGCUCCGCGGCCGCGACGGCAGCGUCUCCGCCGCCACCUGCCUCAAGGGCCAGUGGGGGACGCAGGUGAAGAUCCACCAGCUUCUCCUGAGGUCAAGGUACAGGACACUGGACAAGGACGAAGCGCAUCUCUUCUUUGUUCCCAGCUAUGUCAAAUGUGUUCGCAUGACGGGGGGUCUCACCGACAAGGAAAUCAAUCAGACAUAUGUCAAGGUUCUGGGUCAGAUGCCAUAUUUCCGCAGAUCGGGUGGGCGUGACCACAUUUUUGUCUUCCCAAGUGGCGCUGGAGCUCAUCUGUUUCGCUCGUGGGCAACUUUUCUUAAUCGAUCCAUCAUCCUCACUCCGGAGGGUGACCGUACUGACAAGCGAGGUAUAAGCGCAUUUAAUACAUGGAAAGACAUUAUUAUUCCGGGGAAUGUGGAUGAUUCUAUGGUGAAACCUGAUGCUCGUGCUGUCCAACCAAUUCCGUUGAUGAAAAGGAAGUAUUUAGCAAACUUUCUUGGUCGUGCCCAGGGAAAAGUAGGCCGUCUUAAAUUGGUGGAGCUGGCAAAGCAGUAUCCUGACAAGCUGGAGUCUCCAGAACUGAAGUUGUCUGGGCCUGACAAAUUGGGUAGGGUUGAUUACUUCAAACACCUGAGGAAUGCAAAGUUUUGCCUAGCUCCUCGUGGGGAGUCUUCGUGGACGCUUCGCUUUUAUGAAUCUUUCUUUGUGGAAUGUGUGCCAGUUCUUUUAUCAGAUGAGGUUGAGCUCCCUUUCCAGAAUGUGAUUGACUACACCGAGAUAUCGAUAAAAUGGCCAUCGUCCAAGAUCGGUCCUGAACUUUUCCAGUACCUUGAGUCGAUACCAGAGGAAAGGAUCGAGGAGAUGCUUGCCCGUGGACGCGAGGUGAGAUGCAUGUGGGUGUAUGCCCAGGACACUGAGCCCUGCUCCGCGAUGACUGCCAUCAUGUGGGAGCUGCAGAGGAAGGUGAGGCGGUUCCACCAGUCUGCAGAAACCUUCUGGCUUCACAACAGGUCGAUCGUGAACAGAGAUUUAGUGGAGUUCCAGCAGUGGGGAACACCUGUUCCAUUACCAUGACUUUCCGUGUGUAUCGGGUUGAUUGGUCAGAUUUUGGGUUGUUGUAUGGUGGUAGAUGUUCGAGGUAGGGUGAGUGACUUCUCUUUCAUCUAUUCAUUGCCGUCGUCACCCUUGAGGAUGGAUGCCACUUUUUUAGAGAGUUGUGUGUGCAUACUGGCUGAAAAGUGUGUUCUAUUGUUGCAUUGACAAAGUUGUAACAUUUUUGCCCAUUUACUUUCCUGAGGAUCGCAUGGAUCUCGAGAAGAACCUACUAGCCGACA
Molecule: messenger RNA, 1770 nt
Organism: Triticum urartu
Lineage: Eukaryota; Viridiplantae; Streptophyta; Magnoliopsida; Poales; Poaceae
Product: Exostosin family protein
Molecular function (GO): glycosyltransferase activity
Source: RefSeq, a predicted model, not a curated record